Messenger RNA from Mercenaria mercenaria, 5549 nucleotides. RefSeq lists its product as uncharacterized. The coding region runs from base 160 to 3408 and encodes 1082 amino acids. The record is from RefSeq and is a predicted model, not a curated record. NCBI's taxonomy places the organism in Eukaryota, Metazoa, Mollusca, Bivalvia, Venerida, Veneridae. The transcript has 6 exons.
UAUGCUUAAAACCAGUUGAUAUAUUUAUAUUGACAUGCGUAGUGAGAUAUCAGCACAUGCUUAAACAAUGUUGUAUUAAGCCUUAAUGUAAACAUGGCUGAAAUGAGCCCUGGAAUAAGAAAAUAAGAAAGAAUAUUUAGGUUCCAGUCCAAUAUCAGGAUGGCACAUAAACGCCAUUUAGAGAAGGAAGAGUACAGACAAUGGGUGAAAGCCGGUCUCGGCUUAGGAUACUUAAAAGAAGGACUUGCGCCUUUUUGUGACAACGUCGCCAAACAACAGCAUAAAGACAUCUUAGAUGACAUAAAACAGACAAAGAAUCUAUCGACUGUGACAUGCGGUCAGUGUGCUCUGAAAACCCUCAAACCAGACCAUGUGAAAAUAGGAAAAAAACAAUGUCCCUUGGAUCACGAUAAAUGUAACUGCUGCUAUACGAGUGGUAAAAAUGCUUGUCCAAACAACGUAUGUGGCGCCAUCUAUGACAACAUUAUAGCUAACCAUGCGUCCACACCACCAGCUCCUUAUUGGAAAAACACCCAAACUCAGCAGUGGACUGGAGAUCCGUGGAGUAUAGCUAAAUGUUUUAUCAACGCCCCAGGAUAUGACCAGAAGACAUCAGCAGCCGACAUUGACUGCACGGGAUUACUGCAUGUGAUUAUAAACAACAAGUAUUUUCGUAAUCACAUUCAGUGUAAUUUAGCCGGAGCUAAUAUAUUUUCAAAGGUGAGGCAGUACAGAAAUGAGAUAUUCCACUCGAGCACCAUGGAACUAGAAAAGGCAGAUGCAAAUAGUUCUAUAGAUGAUAUGAUAGCUGUGCUGAAAGAUGGUAAGGAAUUGAUUAACAGAAAAGAUGCUAAGGACGCCGUAAAGAAACUUGAAGAGCUGAAGAAUGACGAUUUCAUCAUAACCACAGAAAAUAUGAAGAAAGUUAUUCAAGAUAUGACAGAAGGUCUAGCGACUAAGGAAGAUUGUGAUGAGCUCAAAAUGAAAAUAUCUGCACUGGAAUCUCUCAUGUCUGAACAAACUGAGGAGAUGAAAAGACUCAAGACAGACGAUUCUGCCCAAAAGGAACAGUCGGAUUACGAAAAGUCCAAAUUAGACUUACAGAGAAGAUUGAUAGAGCAUUACAGAGAAGAUAUACUACGCAUGUCUGCACUUCCACAACAACAAGAGGGUAAUCUGUGUGACUUUAAAGAUGUGUACGUUAGACCAAGAAUGACGAUUAAAUCAAAAGAAGAAAUAAAUAAGAAAGAAGAGAUUGCAGACGUUAAAGCAAUGUCUGAUAUUUUUACUAAAGACGGUAAACGUAUAAGGUCCAUCUAUGUUCUUGGAGAAGCUGGAUCUGGUAAAAGUAGUUUCUGUAAAAGUUUGGUACAUUACUGGUGUUUGGCACAUUCUGAUGAAGGACAAAGUAUUGAAGAUGAAUUCAAUGGGGUCAAGGAAAUGAAGAAAUUCAAGUUUUUAUUUUACCUUCCACUCCGUCAUUAUACAGAUAAAACGAAGAUCAAAGAAAUGUUGGAGGAAAAGUACGAGCACACUGCUCUUAAGAAGCUUCUUGAAUGCGAGUCUCGAAACUGUCUCGUUGUUCUUGAUGGUCUUGAUGAAUGGGCUUCUCCAGCGUCAAAAUGCCCUCCAGAGCGUGGCUCAUUGAAGGAAUAUACCGUCCUAACUACGUCACGACCAUGGAAAAUUGCAACUUUAGGAAUUAGCGAUAAUGAGAUACGACAAAAAAUUGUCCUUAAAGGGUUUGAUGAUGAAACAUCUUUAAAGGGCUUGAUUGAAAAGACGGUUCCAAUAUUAAACAAAACGUUUGAAAAAGACAGAGUUUCAAGCGAUUGUGAAAAGGCGCUUGAAAACAAAUCAGUGGCAAGUCUAACCUAUACAGCGAUUAUGCUGCAACAGUUGAUUUGCCUGUGGUUUGACGACAAACUUCGAAGUGAUACCUCCAGAUGUGCCCUGUACACUGAAAUGCUGGAGCUGUUCUUUGAUUGGCACAAGAAGAAUCACCCCGAUGACCCCCUAUUCACAGACCUGAUGAAGAAAUCAGAAGACCUAAAAAAUGUAGAAUUUCCUCGAUAUUUGGUAGAUUCUGAAGUAUGUAAAUCAUAUAGUUAUAUCAUUCAGGAAGCAUCACGGCUGGCUUAUGAAACAGUCUUCAAUGACACGAAAGAAACAUCUUUGUCAUUUGACAGUUCUACUUUCGAACGACUGAAAAUAUCAAAAGAAGUAAAAUCAUGUUGUUUGAAACUGGGAAUCUUGUCUGAAGAUAAAUGUCUGAGUUUUUCUGCAAGUAGAAGUAGAAGGUCGAUCAUUGCAUUUGUUCACAAGUCACUUCAAGAAUAUUUGGCUGCUGUAUAUAUUGCUAUCCGUUUCAAAGAACAUAUCGCGUCGUCCGCAGAUUCAGUAAACACAGAUUUAUCUGGUCAUUGUGGACAACUUAUUAAAGACGUUUUCAGUAAGUGCACAACAUUGGAUGAAAUCUUAGAACAAGAAAAUGUAUUAGUUAUGUUAUGUGGUCUAGAGCCUCAGAUCGCUUUGUCAGUUUCAAAGUAUAUAUACGGUAUUGUUACAACGGACAAACGUAUUCUGCAGCAGAGACGAACAAUAGAUAAUAACUAUAGACAUAUAUAUCUUAUGUCAACUGUCCAGAAAUGUAUUUUUAACUGUAUAGAAGAAAUGCAAGCAUGUAUACAGUCCAACCUUAAUCUAGGUGACAUAAUCGUUCAAAGUACGUCCGAUUACGAGCGUUUAUGUAAAAGUUUUGAAAGGCAAUUUAUUUCUCCUGACAGUGUCGUUGAGUUCAUUAUUCAUUCCUUUGAAACGAACGAGUAUCAAAACAGAGUAUUUAAUUAUUUGUCCAAAUUUCAGCGGCUUGAAGCAAUUCAUAUUCUGACAAUCGAUGAGAUUAAUAAUGAAGAAAAUAUCAAGUCUAUCUGUGAUGCAAUUGAAGGUAAUACUUCAUCAUUGAAAGCACUGUCUGUUGUAUAUUAUUGUUUUCAUAGUAAUAUGAAACAUAUUAAUAGAACAAUCGUCCGUCGUCUGCCUGAUAUGAGUCAUCUUGUCGCAUUAAAAAUGGAAGGUACCAGAAUGCCACAUAAAGACGUUAUCUCUCUAUGCACUUUCUUAUCAGGCAGCAGUCAUCUUGAACAGAUAUCGAUCGGAAUAGACUGUGAGUCCGAUACAGACAUGUUCCAUGAGCACCCGCAUGAAGUAGAUUUGUUCAAGCAUCAACAAUUACAGUACCUGGAAUUGAUUAAAUAUGUCACUGUGACUCGCGUGAACACUUCAAACCUAGAAAUAUUUAAAGGCUUAUCAUUGAAGAGCACAAACUGUAUGAAAGUAUUUGAUAAUCUUAGUACAGCUAACAAAUUAACAAAACUUCACUUGCACUAUAUAGUAUUGUACAGAUAGAGAUCCUCCAUAUCAUACUGUAACAGACAAAUUGAUCACAUUGUUACCAUUAUUGCACCAGCUCCGUGAACUUACUUUAGAAGGUUUUAUAUUUACUGACAAUAUAAUGAAAUUUCCCUCUGAGAUGAAGAGUAUGAAGUUAAUUAAACUUCAGUUUUUCACAAUGAGCUUGACAACAUGGCGGCAGUUUGUUGAUAGCCUUCCUCUCAUACCGCUACCUGUAAAGGUGAAAACAGGGCUCAUGUAUAUACCAAGAGAUGGAGAAGAAUGUAACCCUUAUAUAACGUUAUGCAUAAGAGGAGGAGGAGGAGGAGGAGGAGAGGAAGCAUCUGCAAGGCAGUAUGUUAGUGAACAGGAUGAGUUGUUCAAUGUGGAAAAUGAAAGUAACAAUUCAUUUGAAUUUUCAACAAGAAAGUAAUAUUCAUCGGUAUGAAUCAUUGCAGUAAUACUACUGAUGACUUUCUUAUGUUGUACUGAUUGUUGACAUAUGGCAAGUGUACCAAAGUUGUAUAUCUACAUGUACCAGUUUCUAAUGAAUUUUUUUUUCUAAAAGAGUAUAUAGUCACCAUGAGGUAGUGAAGAUUCAUUUUUGUUCUGAUAGUGAUGAAAAUUGAUAUUUAUUCACAUGUGAACUUUUUUCACAGGUGAUCUCUCUCAAUUCACAUGUUUUAUUCAUAGGCGGUCUUUGCUCACAGGUGAAAAUAUACUGUAAAUGUUGAAUUCGCAAAUUAAAUAAGAGAUAUGAUUAGUUCGCAGAUGGUCUUUUAAACACGUUUUUCAUCAAAGUUUUCUUGAAAUCCUGAUUGCAAUUCUAUGUUCCUCCUAUUGAACUAAACUGGAUGGACACAUAUUAUGUUUUAAAGGAACUUGCCGCCAGGUUUACGUCAGAAUAUAUAAUUUUCAAGAGACACAGAAAUUGGAGUGAAACAUGUUGAUGUUUUAUGAUCAUGAUGCACGAGUCAGUCUUCUGUGAGCUUCCUACACGUGUGUUUUGUCAAGAAAUAACUUAAGUCAACGUAUAUCUUACCAGCAAAUACAGGUACAAGGACAUUUAACAUAAAUCGUAAGGUGUGUCCCUUUAAAGCAUUACUUUUUGUGACGGAAACGUCAAGGUGUUCACCAGUAAUGCACACAAAGACGAACAAACUUUAGCUUGAUCAAAAUUCAAAUUGAAAUGUAUUACAAUUAUAUACGUAUUACAGUAACAUAUAUUUGAAAUAUUUUGUAAUUUCCUAAUGUAUUAGGUACCAUUACAUCCAAUUCUUAGGUUCUCCAGACAUAUCUACUCUAGUAUAUGUUUUAUCUAUCAGAGUUCAUGUUUUAUGUCACAGUAUUGACCAGAACAUGAUACAGGUGGUAUUAUUUUGUACAGUACAGAAAAAUUUUGUACACUUGUAUGUGUAGAAUUAUUGUAUAUGAUAAAUCUGGACGUCAUACGCGAGUUCAUCUAGUAUAUGUAUGUACAUCAAUCAAUAUAUACGUGUAUAUCAAUCAAUAUAUACAUGUAUACAAUUUUUCUUUAGCUUUAUAUGAACGUAGUUUACGGCACUGUAUACUCUGUUUAAAAUGCUUUUGAAAUACUUAUUAAUAUCAAAGUAUUGUUAAACUAAAUGCACAUUUGAUCUAAAAAUAUGCACGCAAAUGAAAUCAAUCAAAAUAUAUUUUCUGUUCAGAAUUGAAACCUGACUUCUGUUUUGAAAUAAGAAACCAAUAUUCAUCCACCUACUGAAUAUCUUUCAGUAAAUUUUCGAGAUAUUAGAGUGAAAAGUAUAAAGUAUUUUCUACAAUGAAAAACAUUAAAUGUCUUUUUCAUUAAUAAGAAACUAUAAAAUGGUUAAAUUUAGUCAAAACAUGAAAUAAAAAAAAAUCUUACAUUCCCACUCACGGCCAUGACACUUGUGAAAAUAUUGCAUCUGGUAUUCACUUGUGAAAGGUAUUCAGUCAUCAGUGGUCAAUAAAAAUGAUAAAAUAACAAUGACGUACUUUCUUGCGAUCCUCUUGUUUAUAGGAUACUUACAUGUAUUUAAUUAAAUUAUGAAUUAUUUCACUAUUCCUGUUUAUAGUUAUUAUAAUUCAGAAAAUCAUGUGAAUAUUAAUUGAAAAUUUUGAAUAAAAGUUACAGAGAACAGGAAAUAAUUCUA